AUGUUAGGUUUGGCUGCAUCAGUAUGGACGUCCUCUAUUACCAGCAAAGGUAGGCUCUCUAGCCCCCACAGGACAAGUCGUUACACCACCAUACAGGUCCAAAUCUUUGAGGGCCAAGGGGCCUUGAAAAUGUAUGCCACCAUACCAUUGCGAGGAAGAGGGGUUGCAUCAACGAUAUUCCUCAUGGCAUAUACUCUCGUUUCCCUCAGCCUUUUUAUUAGCCUACGUCGAGUUCCUCUCAGUUCUUCUUAGUUUCUCUUGCUGCUGGGUUCUUAAACUCUUGUCACCAAAUCUAGCAGGUUUUUCUACAGUCAUCGUAGCCAUCUUUUACUAUGUCUUGGGAUAUUCUCACCCAGAUAUCCUCACUACCUCCUGAGCAGCAAGAUGGUAUUCUCAACGGCCCAGCUAUGCCCCCUCCAGCGAACAUGGUGUCCAACCUGCAGAAUCCUCCAAACAGCAACACUUUAGCUCUGGCCACGAUCACUAUCUCCCUAAUCGUAGUAACGUUCGCCGUACUUCUACGGGCAUACGUGAAGGUUUUCAUAUAUCGCAAGCUAUUCCUAGAAGAUGCUCUUGCUUUCGUAGGAUUUUCUAUGGUAUUGGCAUAUGUAUACUGCUCCUACCGCGUACUACACCAAGUAGGCUUUCUCAUACAUCAGUGGGAUAUAAGCGUUAGGAAUCUAUAUGACGCUCUCUAUGUGGGGAAUAUGGCAACUUCCUUCUAUUUAAUCGCCAUUUCGACCUUGAAAGUUGCCAUCCUCUUGGAAUGGAAUAAGAUAUUUGCUCCGAACCAUACACCCAAGUCUUUCUAUUGGAUAUGUUACAUCCUCCUUUGGGUGAAUAUUAUAUAUUACGUUAUAACCGUCGUUUUCUCGAAUAUCGUCUGCUUUCCGACUAUGGAUAUAAUUGAUAAGUCGAAUCCGAGCCUCUGUCUCAACAAGGCAAUUGCCGAGGGAGUUUCUGCUACCAUCAAUCUUGUCUCGCAUAUCCUAAUCUUCGCCCUUCCCCAGAGGAUCAUAUGGAAUUUACACAUGACAAUCAGGAAAAAGAUUGGUGUAUCCUUAGUAUUUGCCUUUGGUUUACUGGUUGUGGUGACAGGUGUCUGUCGAUUAUCUGCGACAAUGCAAUAUUUCACCAGCAAAGAUGUCAUAUACAUUGGAUACAAAGUUUACCUUUGGUGCGUAGCCGAGUUAACGUUUGUGGUCCUAGUCUUUUGCGCUCCUGUCAUACCUAGGAUCGUCAGUAAAGAGACGCAGGUCAACAAAACCUUCGAAUUAUCCCUAUGGUCGAGAUUGUUUACUGGACGAUCUAGAACCAGCAAGGUCCCUACGCAGGUUGACAUAGAAAGACAUCCAGCAGCUUCUGAUAACACAUACGAGAGGAUUGAGGAGAUCGGUAAUCCGCCCCUUAGGGACUUGGAGCUGCGGAACGGAAAUUGGAAUACCCAGGUAGUCUGUUCGGCUGGACAACUUCACGCGGAUCGCGAUAAUUCGCCACCUCUCAAUAAUAAUCAGGGAGGAAUCCUCCGCACAGUGUAUAUUGAGACAUGCGAGGAACGCUGCAAUGACGGUACGGCACCAAAACACCACGAUUCCAUGAGAUCAUAGGCCCGACAGCGACUGUGGAAUUGCUACUGUGCUGUGCUCAUCACUAAAUCGAAACUUCAGCUACCUAAGAAGGAUAUUUGGGGGAGAAGUCAGGGGAUGUGUUAUGAU
Annulohypoxylon truncatum is the source of this 1715-nucleotide messenger RNA. RefSeq lists its product as uncharacterized. NCBI's taxonomy places the organism in Eukaryota, Fungi, Ascomycota, Sordariomycetes, Xylariales, Hypoxylaceae. The record is from RefSeq and is a predicted model, not a curated record. The transcript has 7 exons. Bases 333 to 1607 code for a protein of 424 amino acids.